This is a messenger RNA of Marmota flaviventris (yellow-bellied marmot), 3975 nucleotides long. It is a transcript of the gene Lcp2, whose product is annotated as lymphocyte cytosolic protein 2. Gene Ontology annotation, molecular function: protein binding. Gene Ontology annotation, biological process: intracellular signal transduction; cell surface receptor protein tyrosine kinase signaling pathway. The record is from RefSeq and is a predicted model, not a curated record. Lineage: Eukaryota; Metazoa; Chordata; Mammalia; Rodentia; Sciuridae.
UGGUAAAGGAAGCUGGCUGAGUCGUUUUCUGAGAAGAGACCAUAUUUGCUUGCAGAGGAAGCCGUUGCUUUCUGGGAUCUGGCGACGGCAGAAACGGCCCCUGCUCCAACGAGGGGUGCUCCCGAGGGUGGCUGGGAAUUGGAAGAGCCAAGGACACCUCAACUUGUGGAUUUAGGGGUUCUCUCGGUCCAUGGGUGCUGCACCUCAGCCCAGCUAGUGAGCUUCCUGCCAGGACAACAGCUAUGGCACUCAGGAAUGUGCCCUUCCGCUCAGAGGUCCUGGCCUGGGACUCGGACAGCCUUGCGGACUAUUUCAAGAAGCUGAACUACAAGGACUGCGAGAAGGCAGUGAAGAGGUUCAACAUCGAUGGUGCUCGGUUUUUGAACCUGACAGAAAAUGACAUCCAGAAGUUCCCUAAGCUCCGGGUACCGAUUCUCAGCAAGUUAAGUCAAGAAAUCAACAAGAACGAAGAGAGAAGGAGCAUCUUCACACGCCGACCCCAAGUCCAGCGGUUUCCAGAAGAGACAGAAAACCAUGAAGAGGACGGGGGCUGGUCAUCCUUCGAGGAGGACGACUAUGAAAGCCCCAAUGACGAGCCAGAUGGGGAGGACGAUGGGGACUACGAAUCUCCCAACGAGGAGGAAGAAGAGGCACCAGUGGAGGACGAUGAUGCAGAGUACGAGCCACCGCCCUCCAAUGACGAGGAAGCUCUGCAGAACUCCAUCCUGCCUGCCAAGCCUUUCCCCACUACCAACUCCAUGUACAUCGACCGGCCCCCCGCGGGGAAAGCCCCUCAGCAGCCUCCAGUGCCCCCGCAGAGACCCAUGGCUGCCCUUCCUCCCCUGCCAGCCACCAGCACGACCGGCCGGAACCACUCGCCACUUCCCCCACCCCAGCCCAACCAGGAAGAGCCAAGCAGAAGCCGAAACCACAAAACUGCAAAGCUGCCCCCACCUUCCAUCGACAGAAGCACCAAACCACCCCUGGAUCGCUCACUAGCUCCCUUUGACAGAGAGCCCAUCAUACCAGGGAAGAAGCCUGCGUUUUCUGACAAGCCCUCUGCCCCGGCGGGAAGGACUCUCGGGGACCAUUUACCCAAGAUCCCAAAGCCUCCUUUACCACCAGCCACAGAGAGACAUGAAAGAAGCGGUCCCUUGCCUGGGAAGAAGCCACCUGUGCCAAAGCAUGGAUGGGGACCAGACAGAAGAGAGAAUGAUGAAGAUGAUGUGCAUCAAAGACCCUUGCCCCAGCCUGCACUGCUCUCCAUGAGCUCCAACACCUUCCCCUCAAGAUCCACCAAGCCAGCCCUCAAGCACCCGCUCCUGUCCUCUCACGGGCCUGGGACAUUCUCAGAAAGUAACAGCAGUUUCCCACAGAGCGCCUCUCUGCCGCCGUACUUCUCUCAAGGCCCCAGCAACCGCCCACCUCUCAGAGCUGAAGGCAGAACCUUGCCCUUGCCAGUGCCGAGCAGACCUCAGCCCCCGUCCGCUGGGGAGGAAGAGAAUUCACUGGAUGAAGAAUGGUACAUUUCCUACAUUACCCGGCCGGAGGCAGAAGCUGCCCUUAGAAAGAUAAACCAGGAUGGCACUUUUCUGGUUAGAGACAGCUCUAAAAAAACAAUAAGCAACCCGUAUGUCCUCAUGGUAUUGUACAAAGAUAAAGUCUACAACAUCCAGAUCCGUUAUCAGGAGGAAAGCCAGGUCUACAUGCUGGGAACUGGACUCCGGGGGAAGGAGGAUUUUUUGUCAGUGUCAGAUAUUAUUGACUACUUCAGAAAAAUGCCACUUCUGCUCAUUGAUGGGAAAAAUCGAGGCUCUAGAUACCAAUGCACAUUAACGCACGCUGCAGGGUGUCUGUAGCAAGUGAGUCAAGGAGACGGACUUUCCUUUUGCCUCUGUUGUGGACCUGAGAAGAUCAACCGACCUUGGUGAAUGGACAACGGUACUGAAACCAACCCCUCGACAUCGACACGAGAGUUUUGUACUUCCCUUUAAAAACAGUGUUUGAAAUGAAGACUGUCAAAUAUACCAUAAUUUAUUUAUUCCUCUUUAAUGUUUAUAAAGUGCAAGAGUAAUAUUGUUCAUACUUGAAGUCUAGUAGUGUACUACGUACUUCAUUUAAAAAAAAAAAAAAGAUGUGUAUUUUUGAAUGCCCAUUUUGAAGUGAAGUAGUUUACAUAGCCACAGCAAAUUUGGGGCAAGUUUAGAAACACUGAAACAGUAGUAGUUUUUGAUAUCACAUGGAACAUAGCCAAGCCUUUGUCAGUCAGAGGUAAUCAUAAGUUUUUUUAUACAACUUAAAAGUUACUAAAAUUCUUUUUCUCAGCAGCAAUAAUUUGAGGCUUCAAAAAUAUAAUGCCACUGGUUCUUAUUUGGUGUUUUAUUUAGGGGGAUUUUGUGUACUUUUUAAUGACAAGAUAAAUGCAUGUUGGGAUACUUCCUGGGAUUAAAAUAGUCUUUUGCCUUUCUUUUGGCUUCCUAUAACGACUUUACUGACUUUUUUGUUUAGUCCAUACUAUUAUUGUUUGUUUUAAAGCAAAUUUAAUCUACAGAUAUCAAAAGGAAACAUUUUAAAUUUAGAGAUGAGACUUUGGUAUCAAAUAGGUUGACAUUUCAUCCCCUCCUUGUACCCAGCACCCCCAUCACACCCUCUACCACCCAACCCAAAAGUAAUGCUCAGUUAUAUAGGCUUCACUGAGUUUCCUGGGGAGAUGAAGGAGCAGUGCUUAGAUGGUGAUGCAAUUUCAUCAAACUUUGCUAUUAGACACUGUGUUAGUUUUCUGUUACUGUGACAAAAUAGAUGAGAUAAUCAACUCAGGAGGGAAAGUUUAUUAUUGUGGUUCAUGGUUCCAGAGGUUUCAGUCCAUGGUUACUUGGCCCUGUUGCUUCUGGUGGUACAGUACAUUGAGGUGGGAGCAUGUGGAAGAGGUUUGUUCUCAUGAUGGCCAGGAAACAGAGAGGCAGGGCUGAGGUCCCAGUACCCUACCUUUCAAGGGCACAACCCCAGUAUUCUAACUUCCCUUCUGCUAGGCCUCAUCUCCUAAAGGCAGCACUGCUUCCAAUAGCACCAAGGGUUGAGGACCGGCUUUAACACCAUGGGCCUUUCGGGGAUAUUUAUCCAAACAAUAGCACUGCUCUUCUGGGUCUUUUCAUUCCCGAUAAACCUGUCAUAAAGUCCCUUCUCUUUCUUCCCAAAGGCAAUUAAACGCUUUCCUUCAGUUUACAAAUUUCACUUAACAAAAAAUACAGUCACUGACUUGUGAUGGUUUGACUUAUUUUUGAGUUUAUGAUGAUUGACAGCAAUAUUCAUUAAGCAGAAAUUGUAGUUUGAAGCUCUUCCUGGGCUAGUGCUAUACAGCACGAUCUUCUCUGGAAGCUGGGCAGCAGAUGAGCCAGCCAGCCGUGUGAUCCAAGGGCAACCACCAGUGCUCUAGCUAGUGGCCAUGUUGCUAGUGUUUGGAUAUAGGCGUUCAAUAUGAUGUGCCAUAUUCAACAUAAUAUAAAAGAGGGUGUUAGAUGAUUUACCCAAAAGUAAGCUAAUGAAAGGUUCUGAGCAUGUUUAUGGUAAGCUGGGCUGUGGUGUCUGUGUGGGAAAUUCAUUUUUUAUUUGCAGUAUUUUCAACCAAUAGUGUUUUUUUUCAAAGACGCAACCUCAUCAUAAAUCAAGGAGAAUCUGUGGUGGGUAUUUAGGAAGCAAAACCCACAUUCAGCAAAACAACAAAAACCUACCUUCAGAUGUUUCCCUUUGGGGACUUACUACUACACAAGUUUUAUUAACAAAAAGUUUUGGGCUCUCUGCUUAACCUACCAGUUUUCUGAGUUAAAGAAAGUUAUCUUAUACCUUAAAUUUCACAAUCUAAUAGAGCAUUGGAAGAGGGACAAGUUACCUCGUUAAAAUUGAUAUGCUAAGAUAAGGAGUAUGUGGAAUAUGGAGACUUUUAACCAAUGAUAAAAAUAAAAAUCUCAUUCUUACAAA